AUUCCAACUUGAAUAGAAAAGAAGCAAUUAAAGAAAAUAUGAUAAACAUAUCUUCCUUCUCCUUAAAACAAAAAACACAACAAAAUUCAAACGGAUUAACAAUAAACAUUUUUAUUUUUACCAAUUUACUAAAAAUUAAUACUAACUAACACCAAAAUUUAUUAAUGCAUAUAAAAUCUUUUUUUUUCCUUCUAAAUAUACACGUGCAAGUGUACAACACCACACACAAAUGACACACCUAGUCUCUCUUGUUAUUAUAAAUACAUACAGCUCCUGUUUCAUUUUUCUAUAGUUCUAUAUCGUUUGCCAUAACCCAUCCAUCACAAGGCUUUUGUUGGUCACUAGUUUCAUCCACCAACCAAUUUGCUUUUCACAAGACAAGAAUUAGAAGAAGCUAUGGCAACUUCAAAUGUUGCAAAUGGAAAUGGUUCAAGUGAGACCAAGGGAAAGACCAUCACUUGCAAAGCCGCCGUGGCACAUGGUCCGGGAGAACCUUUUGUCGUGGAGCAAAUUCUUGUACAUCCUCCUAAAAAAAUGGAGGUUCGAAUUAAGAUCCUCUAUACUUCUAUUUGUCACACCGAUCUCAGCGGUUGGAAAGGCGAGUGUGAACCUCAACGUGCUUAUCCUCGGAUUUUUGGCCAUGAAGCUUCCGGGGUUGUGGAGAGUGUGGGAAAAGGAGUGAGUGACAUAAAAGAAAAGGACAUAGUUGUCCUAAUAUUUAAUGGUGAGUGUGGUGAAUGUGUCUAUUGCAAGUGUGAGAAAACCAACAUGUGUGAGAAGUUUGGGGUAGACCCAAUGAAGAAGCUAAUGUGUGAUGGUACAAGUAGAUUUUCAACAAUUGAUGGCAAACCCAUUUUCCAUUUCUUGAACACUUCAACUUUCACGGAGUAUACAGUGGUGGAUUCAGGUUGUGUUGUUAAGGUCAACCCUCAAGAAACUCUUUGCCUUAAAAACCUCACCAUGCUUAGUUGUGGAGUUUCCACAGGAAUUGGAGCUGCUUGGAAUACUGCUAAUGUACAUGCUGGUUCAUCUGUAGCAGUCUUUGGUUUAGGUGCAGUUGGCCUCGCAGUUGCAGAAGGGGCACGAGCCAGAGGUGCUUCCAAAAUAAUAGGUGUGGAUAUCAACCCAGACAAAUUCAUCACAGCCAAAACAAUGGGAAUCACAGACCUCAUAAAUCCAACUGAUGAAGAGAAGCCGGUAUAUGAGAGAAUCAGAGAAAUGACUGGGGGAGGAGGUGUAGACUACAGUUUUGAAUGUACAGGAAACUUGAAUGUUCUAAGAGAUGCCUUCUUGUCUGUUCAUGAGGGUUGGGGAUUGACUGUACUAUUGGGAAUUCAAUCAUCACCAAAGUUGCUACCCAUACACCCGAUGGAGCUCUUUGAUGGGCGCAGAAUCGAAGGAUCAAUUUUUGGAGGUUUCAAAGGCAAAAGUCAGUUGCCUAAUCUCGCCACAGAAUGCAUGCAAGGGGCGAUAAAGCUGGAUAAGUUCAUCACUCACGAACUUCCCUUUGAGGAGAUAAACAAAGCCUUUGACCUUUUGAUUGACGGGAAAUCUCUGAGAUGUCUUCUGCACCUCUAAGAAAAACGCUCUUUUUUUCAUUCUGAUAGAGAGCACUCUCCAAUUUUAUGAUAUCUGAAUGAACUCUUAAAUAGAAGUAUAUCUAAAUUCUAAAUAUAAAUAUGAGUGUUUUUUAACAGUACUUACGCAGCGUUAUCUUACUGUGAAGUGUGCUACGACGGCCAAGAAAGAAAAGUAGUUGUGUACUCAAGUUCGCUCUUCAAUAUGAAUGUUGGACGCCAUUUCUUUUUCGUUAUGCCUUUGCACCCUGUAAAUUAAACGUUUCUGAAGAUGGGAGAGAGUAUAAUAACAACCAUUCUGAUACAACUACUACAUGUAAAAAUAAUUAUGGUUUGCAAGGGAGAGUUUAUUAAAUGCAUACAGUUUUCCAUAAUAUAUCACCAUGUUAGAUAAAUGGUUAAGUACAACUUGUCUGAAAAAUUACAGCUAAUGAUAAUGUCGAAUGCAUCAAAAGAAAAUUACAUCAUGCCUACCUAACAUAAAUAUAUAUUCUACAAAAUUCUUGGCCAACUGAUACAGAAACAUUGGCAGCUGGAUGAUUGUCAUUACUGCUGGAAGAUAAUAUUUGGAAUCAUGGUGAAUUUGACAAACUCACGGUGAUAAUAUGAUUUUGUAGAAGCUCCAAAGUGUAGAUUUUGUAAAAUCACGGUAAUUCAUUGUGAUUCUGUCAAGCUCACCAUGAAUCCAAAUAUACACACAAUUUCCACAAAAAUUGAACACUUCUACACAGAGUAUUGAUUCCAAAAAAAAAUUCAGGAGCAAAAAAGGGUAAAAUAAGAAGAAUUCAGAGUUCCCUUUCAUUGUUUGUUGAUGUUGUUUUGUUUGUUGCGAUUUUCCUCUGUAAUUGUUUGAAAUUCUUUCUCACUAGCUGCAAUUAUGCGCUUCACAAUGUCAUAUGAGGUAAGCUUGAUGCUGCAGAGAGAAACAAGGGUGAGUAAAGAAACUAAUGCUAAGAAAGCAUAAAAAUGGGCUUCAACAAUAGGAGAAAACAGGAACCUGCUGUUUGGUAGGGUUUUCAGAGCAUUGGGUACAAAUCCCCGAUACAAACCAGCAACACCAUCUCGUGCCACAAUACCUGUAUCAACAUAAGUUUUAUAAUAAACAAAUCCCCCUUAAAAUACACAAAUUCAAAUAGUUUAAUUAACAUCUAGUGUGCCAUCCCAGCAUAUUUAAAUCUACUUAUACUAGUAUAUUGUUAUAUUACAACCAUGAUUAUAAACAUAUUGAACAAACUUUCAGGGGAAAAAGGAAAUAACAACAAUUGUAGACAGACAAAUACACUGGUUUACCAUGGUCUGUAAUUGUUAAAGCAACCUUCAAUAAGACUAUCGAGUCCUACUGUUUACCAAAUAUAAAGGGAUCAUUUUAUUGUGGUAUCACUGGUAUGAUUGAUUUUAUUGCAUUUUUUAUCAUAUAAAUAAGCAUCGAGUUAAUAAUUGGAAGAUUCUGAAUCAAUUAUUAUCGUACAUGUGUGUUUUACUUUUAAAUUCAAGGCUCCAAUUAGGCAACUUAAUUACUGCAGAUAUAAACCCAAUACUGGGGGUCAAAGAAUAAUAGCAGGAUUUUAUUUAGUUACUUAUUUUGACAGGAAAACUUAGAAACAGUAUUACAGCACACAAGUCAAAUUCUUAAAUACAUUGUUUUAUAUAAAUUUAUUUUAUGACACUAAAGUAAACAGGAGUAAUCCUCACCUGUAAAAGCUUCUAAUACUGUCGUAUAAGGUGUACCCCUCAAUUGCAUUUGUCGCCGGACAGUGUCUAGAGGAUAGCAUGUAAGUGUGGCUAGAGAUGCCGAAAGCACAGCAGUGAGUAUAGUUGUUUCAGUUCUCUUUUGAUACUUCUCAGGCAAAGACUUCUUUAAUCUAUCA
Trifolium pratense (red clover) is the source of this 3445-nucleotide messenger RNA. Its product is annotated as alcohol dehydrogenase-like 3. The transcript has 11 exons. Bases 397 to 1578 code for a protein of 393 amino acids. Gene Ontology annotation, cellular component: cytosol. Gene Ontology annotation, biological process: formaldehyde catabolic process. Gene Ontology annotation, molecular function: zinc ion binding; S-(hydroxymethyl)glutathione dehydrogenase [NAD(P)+] activity. NCBI's taxonomy places the organism in Eukaryota, Viridiplantae, Streptophyta, Magnoliopsida, Fabales, Fabaceae. The record is from RefSeq and is a predicted model, not a curated record.